Molecule: messenger RNA, 6299 nt
Organism: Hemiscyllium ocellatum (epaulette shark)
Lineage: Eukaryota; Metazoa; Chordata; Chondrichthyes; Orectolobiformes; Hemiscylliidae
Product: serine/threonine-protein kinase/endoribonuclease IRE1-like
Exons: 22
Coding region: 72-3002 (976 amino acids)
Biological process (GO): intrinsic apoptotic signaling pathway in response to endoplasmic reticulum stress; IRE1-mediated unfolded protein response; mRNA processing
Cellular component (GO): IRE1-TRAF2-ASK1 complex
Molecular function (GO): RNA endonuclease activity; ATP binding; protein serine/threonine kinase activity
Source: RefSeq, a predicted model, not a curated record
GCGGGCGGUGCUGGAGGAGGAGGCCGAGGGCCGGACUGGGGGGAGAUCGCCGAGCCGUACCAGUGUCGGUCAUGGCCGGAUCGCGGCCUCCCGGGCUCGCCUUGUUGGUGAUCGGCUUGUCAGUGUUGUUGGGGACGUGCUGUGGAAGUUCAAGCACAGUCCUGCCUGAGACACUGCUUUUUAUAUCAACAUUGGAUGGAAACUUGCAUGCUGUCAGCAAACAGACAGGCUCAAUCAAAUGGACCUUGAAAGAAGAUCCUGUGCUUCAAGUGCCCAUGCAUCUAACGGAACCAGCAUUUCUACCUGAUCCUAAUGAUGGCAGUCUAUACACGCUGGGAGACAAAAACAAUGAAGGACUUACUAAACUUCCUUUCACAAUUCCUGAAUUGGUGCAGGCAUCACCUUGUCGAAGUUCUGAUGGUAUACUGUACAUGGGUAAGAAGCAGGAUAUCUGGUAUGUUGUGGACCCAAUGACAGGUGUAAAGCAGCAGACGUUAACAGCUUCAUUUGCAGAAAGCAUGUGUCCGUCCACACCCCUCCUAUACCUUGGACGCACAGAAUACACAAUUACUAUGUAUGACACCAAGAACCGGGAGCUGCGAUGGAAUGCCACCUACUUUGAUUACUCUGCCACCUUACCCGAUGAGGACACUGAAUACAAAAUGCUCCACUUUGUGUCGAAUGGAGAUGGGCUGGUUGUGACAGUAGAUAAUGAAUCAGGUGACAUUCUGUGGAUUCAGAAUUAUGCAUCACCGGUGGUGGCAAUGUACAUCUGGCAGCGGGAAGGACUGAGGAAAGUGAUGCACACAAAUGUGGGCAUUGAAACACUCCGCUACCUCACAUUUAUGUCUGGAGAGGUGGGUCGGAUCACUAAGUGGAAAUAUCCUUUCCCAAAAGAGGCAGAGACCAAACAAAAGCUAAUGCCAACUUUGUACGUUGGAAAGUAUUCGACCAGUUUGUAUGCCUCAUCAUCCCUAGUGCAUGAAGGAGUGGCUGUUGUGCCAAGAGGUAGUGCAUUCCCAUUACUUGAAGGUCCCAAAACCGAACGUAUUACCAUCUCUGAUCGUGGCGAGUGUGACACCACCCCCAGUAUUGAUGUUAAGUUCACACCAGGAGUUUCGAAGACAAUUGAUUACCUGAGAAAUCAGUGGUUUCUGAUCGGGCACCAUGAAAUGCCACUAGCAGCCCAAACCAAGAUCCUUAAUGAUUUUCCUGAGAAUGUGCAGAAAAUUCCAGACGAUGUAAUUGCUACUAGCCCUCAGAAUGAAAUAUUUGAAGAUCAUUUCCCAAACAUCGAUGAAGUUGCUGAAGAUUUUGAUAUUCUUAACGACCUAAAAGAAAAAUACAGCAAAUCGCAACCCAAGCUCGAAGCUCCUGUGGAUUCUGUCUUGAAAGACAUGGCUACAAUUGUCUUCAGCACCUUUCUGCUGGCAGGCUGGGUUGCUUUUGUUAUCACCUAUCCUAAGACAGUACAGCAGCAGCAACAGUUGCAACAUCAACAGUUUCAAAAGCACUUGGAGGAAAGGCUGGAACUAAUGCAGAAACGGCAGCUUAUUUUCCGACCCCCUCUUCUGGGUCCAGAAUCGGACUUAUUGGAAACAUCCAGAUUGCGAACCGAGAGUUCAAGCACCAACACACCAAGUGCAUCUCCACGAGUAUCAAACCAUUCACUGUACUCUAAUCAUUCCAUCUCUGAGUUUGGCAGCUCAGCGACAGAACAAGAAGAUGGAGAUGAUGAUUCUGACAUUGUGAGAGUUGGAAAAAUUUUGUUUCAUCCAAAAGAUGUACUGGGACAUGGUGCUGAAGGAACUAUUGUGUUCAAGGGCAGAUUUGAUGAUCGAUAUGUUGCAGUGAAAAGGAUUUUGCCGGAAUGCUUCAGUUUUGCCGACCGUGAGGUUCAGCUGCUUCGUGAAUCUGAUGAGCACCCAAAUGUAAUCCGAUAUUUCUGCACAGAGAAGGACCGUCAGUUCCAGUACAUAGCCACUGAGCUCUGUGCAGCUACGCUGCAGGAGUAUGUUGAACAAAAGGACUUUGACCGCCAUGGUCUGGAGCCUAUUCCUCUACUUCAGCAAACCACAUCUGGCCUGGCAUAUCUGCACUCACUGAAUAUUGUUCACAGAGACCUGAAACCACACAACAUCUUAAUCUCAAUGCCUAACGCCCAUGGGAGAGUGAAAGCCAUGAUCUCCGACUUUGGUCUUUGCAAGAAGCUAGCAGUGGGCAGACACAGCUUCAGCCGCAGAUCUGGAGUGCCUGGCACAGAAGGCUGGAUUGCACCAGAAGUGCUAAAUGAAGAUUGCAAGGCAAAUCCGACAUGUGCAGUGGAUAUUUUCUCUGCUGGUUGUUUGUUCUACUACGUGAUUUCAGAAGGCAAUCACCCAUAUGGAAAGGCUCUGCAGCGACAAGCCAAUAUUUUAUUGGGUGUCAGUAACCUUCAACAUUUAAAGUGUGAUAUACAUGUGGAUAUUAUUGCUCACGACUUAAUUAAGGAAAUGAUAAACAUGGACCCACAGAAACGUCCGUCUGCAAAGUGUGUGCUGAAAAAUCCUUUCUUUUGGAGUCUUGAAAAACAGCUUCAGUUUUUCCAGGAUGUCAGUGAUCGAAUAGAAAAGGAGCCUCUGGAUGGACCAAUAGUACGAGAACUGGAGAGAGGUGGACGAAGUGUUGUUCAAGGUGACUGGAAAGAGCACAUCACUGUACCUCUGCAGACAGAUCUUAGAAAAUUCCGAUCUUAUAAAGGGAGCUCAGUGCGAGAUCUCCUGCGAGCAAUGCGGAAUAAGAAACACCACUAUAGGGAACUGCCAGAGGAAGUGCAAGAAACUUUGGGCUCAGUCCCAGAUGAAUUUGUUUGUUAUUUUACCUUCCGUUUCCCUCAUCUAUUACUCCACACAUAUUAUGCCAUGCAAAUCUGCAGCCAGGAAAGACUAUUUCAUCCAUACUACUACCAGGAGGCUGCAGAACCGAACCAGUUAGUCCUCUCAGUAACCGACAGCUUUAUAUAAUCCAAAGGCAAAAACUAUAAAAUGAAAAUUGUUUAUUUUUAAAAUGCAUUCCAGCCAUUGGCCUUUUUAGCACUCAAGUACUAAAAUACUAUGUUUUGGUGACAGACAUUUACUGAUUGAAGAAGUUACCAAACUAUUAAGUGCCUUUAUAAAAGCUGUAUAUGGCCUGCAGGAUAUUCCAAGGCAAGCUGGUUCUCCAGUUUAAGGACCUGCAGUUUUAUUGCCACUGCUACAUUUUUAAUGCAAGAAAAUAUUUUCCUUGCAGGAAAUUGAUUCUUGUCUCACUUUUUUUAAAAAAAACUGUGAUUCUCCUUCUGCACUGCUGUGGGCUGUUGCAUGUUUCACUAUUUCAUGUGUCAGGGACCAACGUUCGAGGAUAUAAAGCACCUGUAACUCAAAAAUUCCAAGGAAGGCAUUUAUUCACAGAUGCUGGUCAAGCUCUGGGUUUUGCAAGGCCUUUUGCUUGCAUUUGGCUAGAUCAUGCCAAGACCGUUCGAUUCAUGUUAUACAUAUUGGAGCACCGACAACACCAAUCUGUGGAAUAGUUUGUCCGGAAAACUAAUCAGUCCUGUCAGGAGAGUACGAUGGCUCACUGUGUUCUUGGUUUAUGGCACUGACACAAUCAUUGGGCAAAAUGCAAUGGAUUCUGUUCUGAAAGCAAGGAAGGUGGAGAAUGAUUGACAGUUUAUCAGUGGGAAAGUGGUUAGCCACACACAGCAAAACGCCUUGUUGAAAGCUAUGCUUUCAGGUUUGGGGCAUUUCUGGUAUUUGUAGCUUUAUGCCAUUGUUCUGUGUUUGCAAUAUUUUGUUUUUGAUCUUGGAAGUCCAAAUACUGAGCAGGAGUGAUCAGAUUAUUGCAUUACAGAUUAAUCAGUUGAAUUUAUAGAGUUUCAUUCACACACUAACUGAACACAGUUUCCAACAGCUCACUCAUUUAGUUAUAACAUAAUGUGCUGAAGCUUGAUUGUCUGAAUUACUUUAUUUGCCCAUUACAACAGAGGGCAGAUGGAUUUUGUGCUGUUUUGUUACGGAAAUAGUAAGGUGAGUGCAGACACCAUGUCUUGUCGACAUUGCAUUUCCUGCCCACCUUGAGUGAGAAAUCACUGUCUUCACAGAUGAAAUUUGUCUCCUGUUAAAUGAUGUCUCCUCUUUUAUGUUUUCUGAUUCUAUCCCUACUACCUCUCCACUCCCACCUAGAUCACGUGAUCUCCAAUACCAUCAAUCUGGGUGGUGGGUAAGAACCUAGCCAAGUGUUGUACACUUGGCAAAGUUGGGGGCGGCAGGGUGUGUAUGCGAUGGCUAAGUACUUGGGUUCUGCUUAGUAUGGUUUCCCGACAGCAGGACUGUGAUCACAGAUUCCUGUAUUUUCAUGGCAUUUGCUACAAGAGCGCUGAUAUGACAUGAAAUGUUGCAUUUAAUUUAAUCAGUUUACCAAAAAAAUGUACUUGUGGUAGAAGCUCAGUAUUUGGUACUUGCAAGAAAAAUCAUUAUCUCACAAAACAAUGCAGCCCAUGUCAAUUGUCAAAAUAAUUUUUUUAAAAUGUGCUGAUAAUUAAAUUUUAGUAACUUAUUUAUUUAUUGGGGGGGGGGAUUUACCUUUAUAUCUGGUAGUUAAUAGUUUUGAUGUUUAAUGUACAUUUGAAACUGUUUCUGUAUCCAUCUUCAGUUUGAGGUGAUAUGUGUAUAUCUGAGAGGUGGGAUGAGGUGGCUGUUUUUGGAGAGUGUUAACUUUGUAUUGGUUCUGAAAGAAGAGUGGCAAAAAUAAGUUCAGUGUCUUCAUUUACAAAAAAAAGUUUCAAAUUGUGAUUAUAUAUGUUCCUUUUUAUUUUGACAUUUGCACUAAAAGAUUUGAUCUGCCGUCCAGGUUACCCAGAAGCUGGUUUAACCAGUUGAUAUAAUUCCAUAAUACCUUGUUGAGUUUUAUGAUUAUACAUGCAUCUUGUUUGUGCUUGAUUUUUGUUUUAAAAUCUUGAAGAGUUAUGAUUUUAAAAUCGAAAGUGCACUUUUUGAGAUCUAUUUCACUUUACAAAGUAAGUCCCAAAGAUAUUGCUGCAUUUCCCCAUUUGCUAUUCCAAGUAUAAUUUCUACUAAUGAUCAGUUGCAGUGCUCCCACCAACAUUGUCAGUUCCAGUCUUUAACCACAGUGAGUUAUUUUAAGGAUGCAAAACACUUCAAGGCUGGGAUUGAUAACGAAGGACAUCAACUAAUUUGGUGAAUGGAGUUGAGGUACAGAGCAACCAUAAUUAAUUGAAUGGUAGAAUAUACCUGAGGGGGAAGAACAUCCUCCUCCUGUUACAAUGAUAGACAAAGGAAGUGAGCUAACUCCUUCCAGCCUCUCGAUCCACAACCAGCUUGCGACCCAGUGCCCACCUGCAGUUGCACAGCAUCAGUCCACCACAUUGGUUGAUUGACUUCUGUAUACAUUAAAUCAUUUUCUACUUGAAAAGUAAUCUGGUUAGUUCCAUUUUUAACUGCAAGUAUAAUUGAAACAGAAUAUUCUUGAUUCCCAGUGCGGAGAAGUCUGUUAUUUACAAGUAUCCUAAUGGUGGUAAUAUGGCAUUAGUGGUUAGCAUUCUAACUUUUUCUGUCUCACAAAUGAUAAUUUUGUCCAAUCUAAAUGCUUUUAAUACUUUGUCUAAGGUUCCUGUGAUUUCAGCAGAAAUAAAAUAGAAUUGGGAAUUUCCUAUGAUAUCACCUGUAUUGAAACACAAGUUUUACUGGAUAUCUUUUACAGUGUAAUUUAAUCAAUCCCUAGGUAUAAUUGAUUGUUGUUCAUUGGAAAUUUUGUUGGGGUCUGUCAGGUAACGAAUCUUUUCAAACAGACAGUUCAGCAGCAAUAAGAGAACUAUGAUGUUUAGGUCACACUUUUAAAUGAUAGGUUUGCUUACUGCCAGAGCUGAAACAUUUGCCAAUAACCUGUUAAAUCAGUCUUAACUAAUUCCCUGGUAUAUUGGUUACACUGUAAUGUCUGCCAGUAAUGUACAAAACCUCUAUAAAGACUGCCCCCAUCUGGGGAGAUAUAAUAGACAUAACUGUGAAAUUGUGCACCUACAGUAAUAAAGUACAUGUUUCGUCUUGGACAAAAGAAACUUGAAAUGCAUUUUGAAAAGCAUUAUUGAUUAUUUGGGAUGUGUGCAAGGAAUAAGGACUGCAGGACAGUGCUCUUUCUGAGACUGUUUAUGCAAUACAUAUUUUGAGUUUGGUAGGUUGCAAUGGUAAAUCAUGCUUUAACAAACUGGGGAUGUAAUUUUUUAUUGAUAGCCCUCUGGGUUAAAGCAAUAAAAUAUUUUAAAAAUA